Messenger RNA from Megachile rotundata (alfalfa leafcutting bee), 1985 nucleotides. RefSeq lists its product as uncharacterized. NCBI's taxonomy places the organism in Eukaryota, Metazoa, Arthropoda, Insecta, Hymenoptera, Megachilidae. The record is from RefSeq and is a predicted model, not a curated record.
UGACUGUCUUAUGUUAUAUUUAUAAUACUUUGUUAUGUCUAUCAUCCACAACUAUCUAAUCUGAAUAUUUUCAAUUAGGUGAAUAAUAGAAUUCCUGACCACAUGAGUGAUGGAUUUCUACAGAAAUUCAUGCAGAGGUGGCAGUUCAAAAUUGAUAAAUGAUACAGUUUCAUAAUUUCUUUGUAACAUGACAAAUAUUUAGCUAGGUCAGGAAUAAGCAGACCAGGUGAUUGCCAAAUAGCUCAUGGGCACUGUUAUAUACGUGCACAGCAGUAAAGUUUAGAAAUUUGGUAUCUUAGAUGUUCAGAAAUUUGUGACUUAGAAUGUUGGAAACUUGCAAGUUUCCCCAUUACAUGCAUCCUAUUUGCACCUCACGGACUUAAAUGCUCAAGUCAAGUCAAUGCACGGUUUCUUAAUAAAAACCACGAUACUCGAAGAGUUUGCGCAAUUGAAAGAUGCCAGUUGCGUCCACGUUGUUUACAUAGUUGUUGCCAAAGACAGCUGUGUUCAGUGGAUGAAGAUUGCUCACGCGAGGCGGUCUUUGUUGGUCGUGUCUGCAGGUCAGACUGGUGUUCGAUUCUAGUAAAAACAUCAAAUAAUACCCACGCGAAUACACGUGCUCGUUAAAAGAGUGAUCUCGGUUGGCGAGCGCGGAGGACGCGGUACCCUUACAAGAAGUCAGCCGCUCACACACACGUGUGUUCGCGUACACCUUGCAGUCUGGAGGGGUUUAUCAGCAUUCAGUAUUGCUUUGCUGGCACUGUUACACACUUUACUUCACUCUCGUCUGGGUGUAACAUUAGUGUUCACUUAUCUAUCCAGCUAUUCCGUUCAAAAAUCAUGCGAGUUACUAGGCAGCCCAUACACUCGGGAAACGGUUAAUCCUGUAACCGGAAGUCGUUAUAAUUAUCCAGCUAGAUCUUUAUUGUUUCUACGGUGUUUCACUCGAGGAGUUUAUUUAUUCCUCCCAGUAAUUUGUUUCGAUUAUAAUAAUUGUGUUCGACGAGUGACCAGUGAUGAGACAAGUUACGGAUCUAUUGAACUUUUUAAUGUAGUGCUGAAAUAAAUUUUAUAGCACAGGUUGACAAUGCCACCAGAUUUUCGCAGAUAUCUUGGCUACGAUAACGCGCUGAUACCGAUAUCUUGAUUGUAUACGCCAGUUGAGUAUUGUCUCCAGGGAGGUCUCGUGCCGCUUUUAACUUCGCUGUUAUAUUUAUCAUGGAAGCCGACGAGUUGCUGUUGUAUUUCGCCAUAGCAGGCGGCGUGACAGCCGGUGCUCUCGUGUUGCUCUUCAUUUUAGUGUGCAUACUGUUUGUCAAAUUGAAUCGAUUAAGCACAGACGGGUCCAAUCAACUGAAUAGACAAACGAACAUGAUGGCGGACUUUUGUUACACAAAUCCGACGAUCGUGCCAGGGGAACUAUUAUCUCGUCGUGGAUUCUCCAUGUACAGCGGUUCCGAUAACUUUAACGACGAUUUCGGAACGAAGAAAGACUAUUAUGGGACUUAUCACGAGGCACGAUCGAAAUUUUAAUUAUGUUCAUAUUAGUAAGUUAAGAGAAUGUGGUGUAAUUAGAUACGCUUUGUAAAGUGUACCUCGUUUUUGCUGUAAAAGAUAUUUUUUCUAUAUGAUUGAAAAGUAUUUGUACUUUUGCAAAAUCGAGGAUUUUGAACAGUGUGUUGAAAGACACAACGGUGAUUAAUCAGUACUUAAUUUCAUUUAUCUACGAUCGAUGACUCUCAAAGAAGUUGAUAAUGGUACACUCAGUUGCUAGUAGAUGACGCCAUACGCAUUAGUCACUCAGGGAAAUAGAAUUGUAUGUGUUCAUAGUUGUAAGAGUUCAAUGGUUACAAUUUAUUAAUACAGUAUAAAUUAAUUACAAUUGCUAUUAGAAAGAUUGUACGAUAUAUUCGUCUCUUAGAUUAUUUAUUUUCCAUCGCACUGAUUCGAUCCAAAGGUCUCUAUAUGAUAGCAUUUGUUUUGUU